AUGCUUCCACGGAUAGUAGUUUUGUUUAUUUUCCUCGUCCAGAAUGUAGUGGUUGGAUAUGCGAGUCAAGGCUCAAGCGGGCAUAGAUGCUAUAGUUGUAUGUCACGAUACUACGGUGUUACAUGGCAAUUCGCUGGCUAUUCACGGAUUUACGUUGAGCCAAGGGCGUUCACCGAUGCAUGCAGAAAUCCACGUGGACGUAGUGUUGACGUACCGUUCGCGUACUGUGAGGACAGCUCGAAUUGUAUUACAAUAGUGGAGGAUUUGAGAAUUGGUACCGGUGCUCGUGGAUUCAUUCGAGGCUGUUAUUCCUCGUUAUUUCUUGUGGGAUUCAAUCGUACCGGAUCCGCUGGAGCGUUAGCCACACAUUCAUUCUGUCAUACGUUCAAUCUCACACAACUCAUUAAUAGAGGACAUCCUCAGGAAAGUAGCAUGAGUGUCUGCUCAUGUCGUGGCUCACUUUGCAAUGGAGAUGUUCAAUCAUCCGUAUGUUCUUCGGAUUACUGUAGUUUAUUAAUGCUCUACUUAUUGGCACUAGUAAUUUUGUAG
Necator americanus (New World hookworm) is the source of this 549-nucleotide messenger RNA. RefSeq lists its product as uncharacterized. Bases 1 to 549 code for a protein of 182 amino acids. Gene Ontology annotation, biological process: olfactory behavior; response to odorant. Lineage: Eukaryota; Metazoa; Nematoda; Chromadorea; Rhabditida; Ancylostomatidae. The record is from RefSeq and is a predicted model, not a curated record. The transcript has 5 exons. Gene Ontology annotation, cellular component: neuronal cell body; axon.